This is a messenger RNA of Moneuplotes crassus, 1862 nucleotides long. NCBI's taxonomy places the organism in Eukaryota, Ciliophora, Spirotrichea, Euplotida, Euplotidae. The record is from the annotation of a GenBank genome assembly.
UCUCUAUAAUUAAUUUGCAAAUUUAAAAUGUUAAUGACUCCUAAAGAUAAGUACAUCACCAUGACAGAGCGAUGUAAUAGAAUAAUUGGUAGAAACUCUUCAUCCAAAACGAGAAGAACAGGCUCUAAGAUAUAUGACUUGACUGACAUUGAAGAAGGGGCCAAAACUUCAGACCCUUUUGCAAGCCUGAUGCUGAAGAAGCAAGCACCGCAAAUUUUCAGAAGUCUUCUCAACAAACGGGAGGAAGACUAUCAAGCCUUUAUCAGACACAAUCAGGAUGUUAAAAGAGUAAAGCAGUUUAAAUACAACCUACUGUUCCGAGAAGCAUGGAAGCGUGACAAAGUUGUGGAUGUUUCUAGUGAAAUGUCCAAGUAUAACGGGAACUUGAAGCAAAGAUUUGACACAAAGGCUGACAUUUUUGUUGUCUGACUCCCUGAUGAAAGACUCGAUGAGCUUGUAAAUAUUAUCCAUGGGAGGGUUCAAAGAGAAACAACUUAUUGGAUGUUCAAAAAUGAAGCUACAGCUGCACCUGAGAUACGAUUCAAGCUAAGGGAAAAAGGCUCUAUCAACAAAAAUUGCCUUGCUAAAAAGAGUGCUCGUAGGAAGACCCUACUCAGCCCUUCUCAUUUCAUCCCUGCUGAAGAGUCAGAGUGAAAAGAGGAUGAAGAAGAUGAUACAAUCACUAUAAAAAUGACUCAAAAAGAAAUUGACUGAAUUAACUUAUACUCAAUUCUCUUACAAGGACAGAAUGCUCACAGCUCUGAACUAAGUAAUCUAAUAUUACCUGAGAAGUACAUUGAGUCAUUCCUGAUCUUCUACCGAAAACAAAGAGCUGAAUACUACCUUGGGAAGAACUUUAAUAUCAAAGAAAUCGAAGACAGAAAUCGAGAGUUUGCCCGUAGAGCUAAAAGAGGCAAUCUCGAAAUUAAAGAUAACGCAAUCAACCAUAUAUUUUGUUGAGCCCCUGACAGAUCCAGAAAAGUUAAAGAGCGGACAAAAAGGAAUAAUGGAGUAGAAUUUCAUGUCUUUGAUCCAUGAGGAAUUGACAAAAAUGGAGUUGUCAGGCCAGAUGUCAACCUAUUUGAAAUAAACACCCCAAGAGGAGUUACUGUAUUCCCAAAUAGAAGAGAAUGCAAAGAAAUUAAAGCGAGAAUGGAUAUGAUUAAGAGUAGCCACUACAGAGCUAUUACCAAACUCAAGCAAACACCAAAGAUUGAGAAAAAGAUCAGGAUUCCUGAACCGAACCACGCUAUGAAGUACUGAAAGGUAUGCGACAGGUAUUACCAGAAGUACCUUGAACAUAUUGACUCUCAAAAUCACAAAUUAGCGACAUUAGGAAUUAUUAAUCGAGAAAAUUACCAAAAAAUUGAUGACUUCUUUUCGGAACUCAAUAAAGAGCACGAAGAUAACAUCUCUAUGAGACAAGAAGAGAAAGAAGAUAAAGAGAACAAACCUCAGAACUUUGAAGAGUUAAGCCUCAGAGAAGAUAGUCGGGUCCCUCCUAAAGAAAAUGCAAACAGCUCUUCAGCAAUCUCUGGUUUGCCAACAGGAGGAGUUUCACAAGAAAUAGGGUAUAAUGCCUUGACUAAAAGCUCAAGCAAAAAUUUGAGAAUAAAAAGAAAUCAUGAUGGGAGUAAGAGCUACAUGAGCAAAACCAGAAUACAAGGCAAAAAGUCAGUAGAUAAUGGAGAAAAAUUUAGCAGAGAAGAAUUGAACCAGGUGGAUUCAGAGCAAAGCUUCCAGAUCAUUAUCUCAGAAGGUAGCUCAGUGGAAUACUCAGUAAGGCCUUCUCCAAAGAAUGAGGACUUAAAAAGAUCACCAAAGACAGCCUUGAAGAAAGCCAGACUAAUAAUGUAAUUUUA